This is a messenger RNA of Eubalaena glacialis (North Atlantic right whale), 1086 nucleotides long. It is a transcript of the gene MTFR2, whose product is annotated as mitochondrial fission regulator 2. Gene Ontology annotation, biological process: mitochondrial fission; aerobic respiration. The coding region runs from base 1 to 1086 and encodes 361 amino acids. Lineage: Eukaryota; Metazoa; Chordata; Mammalia; Artiodactyla; Balaenidae. The transcript is spliced from 7 exons. The record is from RefSeq and is a predicted model, not a curated record. Gene Ontology annotation, cellular component: mitochondrion.
AUGUCAUUCAUAUUGAGUAUCUUAAGAGAGAUGCUGGAAUAUUUUGGUGUUCCUGUAAACCAGGUUUUGCAGAUUUGGGAAAAUAAAGACUAUGGAUCAGCUCGGAGUAUUGUUCGUAUUAUUGGGAAAAUUCUUCCUUUAGAACCUUGUCCCAGGCCUAAUUUUGAGCUGAUCCCACUCUUGAACUCUGUGGACCCAGCUAACUGUGGAUCUGUAGUUCCAUCUUUUGCUGACGUUUUGUAUGUGAUGAAUGAUGAAGAAGCCAGUUAUCUCAGAUUUCGAAAUAGUAUAUGGAAAAAUGAAGAAGAGGAGAAAAUUGCUUCUUUCCAUCCUUUGCAACUAGUUGAAGAUCCACUGACACCUGCUCUAAGGCAUAACAAACCAACAAAAAAUGAUUGGCCUGAAAGUGAAGCUGCAAUUAAAAAAAUAGCUGCCCUUGAAGAUGAGCUAGCUUUUCUUCGCUCUCAGAUUGCUGCAAUUUUGGGAAGGCAAGAACUGAGAAACAGUACAAAUUCUGGCUCCUUGGAUUUGAAGAACGACAGGCCUAGUGGUUUGGGACAAAUGCCAUCAUCAGGGACUACUCAACUGAGUGUCGAACCAGAUUCGUUUUCAAGUUCAGUGUUUCCCUCUCCUCCUCCUCCUCCACCGCCUCCUCAGGUUUCUUCUCUACAGCCUCCAUGUUCUCCUCUCGUGCAAAUAGCAUCUAAUAAUAUUUGUGCAUCAGAUAAUUCAGCAACUGAAGUGAAAAAACAGCACCCAGAUACUAGGAAAACCAAUUUUAGUCAUCAUUCAAAAAACCAGAAAAAUAAAGAUGUUCCAAACAUGUUGGAUGUUCUGAAGGAUGUGAAUAAGGUUAAGCUACGUGCCAUUGAAAGGUCCCCUGGAGGCAGACCCAUUCGUAAAAGGAAAAGACAAGACUCACCUUGGGAUCCAGUGUCUUUAAUAGCCCAUGCACUUAAGCAGAAAUUUGCAUUCCAAGAAGAAGAUUCCUUUGAGAAAGAAAAUAAUUCUUGGGAGUCUUCUCCAUUUUCUAGUCCAGAAAAUUCAAGGUUUGGACACCAUAUUUCACAGUCAGAAGGACAUUGA